Molecule: messenger RNA, 353 nt
Organism: Ceraceosorus bombacis
Lineage: Eukaryota; Fungi; Basidiomycota; Exobasidiomycetes; Ceraceosorales; Ceraceosoraceae
Source: the annotation of a GenBank genome assembly
AUGGGCUUGACGCGUCGUGAGUUCACCAGCAGAGAAGGUGCAACCUGCCUCAAGUACCUCCUCUUCCAACCACCACCACACACCCAUCACCACCGCUCACAUCACUCAAAGUAGACUCUGCGCACACGCCUGUCUGCCUCAUUUCAGCCUUCAAUCUCUACCCAGCAGUUGGGUUCCUGUUGCCACUGCUCUACACCGUGCCACACACAGUCAAGAUGCACUUGUUGGACCUGUACCUUUGCGUGCCUGUGCCUGCACCACUGCUCCUCGAUGAACGUCUACUUCGACACUUUUGGUGCCUGGUGUUCCUGAUAUGUGGUGUGCACAGCUGCUUUGACAACAAUGCAACAUGA